Messenger RNA from Neohortaea acidophila, 777 nucleotides. RefSeq lists its product as uncharacterized. The transcript has a single exon. NCBI's taxonomy places the organism in Eukaryota, Fungi, Ascomycota, Dothideomycetes, Mycosphaerellales, Teratosphaeriaceae. The record is from RefSeq and is a predicted model, not a curated record. Bases 139 to 678 code for a protein of 179 amino acids.
GGGUCGUGUCCGCGUAAGGGUGAAGGGCUUGGGCAUCCUUCUGAAACAGCGCCGGGCCAAGAUCGGGAAUGCCGGCUGAAAAAGCGCUGGUGGGCUCUCAGCAAAUGCAACCAACCCCUCCUAGAUCAAUAACGUGAAAUGCACGGCCGAGAUUCCCAUGCACGCGCCUGCUGCUCGGAGCUACUCGACUAUGUACAUGCUCUCGCGCUGGCUGUCUUCCCUCGGCAGCCGCACUCGGAGGCGAUUGAGCUGGAAGUAGGCAAGUUCCGGAGUGCUCCCUGCACAGCGCUUUAUCCCGCGCAUUGCGGAAAAAGCUUCGAUGCCGACCCUGUCCUCAGCUCUCCUUUUGCCCCAACCAGAGCGCCCAGCAUGAAAACGGGCGACUGCGAUGUGCCAUAUGCGCUGCUGCCCGUGAGACCGUGCGACAUGGCUGUUUUGACUUUUUGCGGGUUGGAAAGGCGCAAACCGUCCUCGGUUCCACGAAAGAAUGUGCCACCCGCCCAUCACAAUCACGUCUAUUCAAACCAAGCUCAGCACAUGAAGACGGCGCAGGCGAUCAUGAUCAGGAGCGCAUGGAAAUGGCAAACCCCUCCGAUCGCAGGCCAUGACACAUUCCGCGGCAUGGCUGGCUGGGCAGCAUGGGGUGGGAUGGGCAGGCCGAUGCAGGCAGGCGUGUGAUUGGUGCGCAAAACAGGCAUCGGUUUCGCGGGCCAUCAGAGUUCCAUCUGCCUCCGCCAUCUCACCCGAGCAUAACUUAUGUACCUCGCGCCUCCCCUU